UCAUUUUCCUUCUCGAGAACACGCAGGCCGCUCGUCUUCUCUAUUGGUCUCUCUCCCAACCCCAGACCCAUGAAAAAUCAACGCCAUGACUGAUCAGUUCCGGCUGGAGAACCUCUCCAGAACCUCGCAGAUCUUCCGCGAAACAACUUCUUCCUUCACCUCCAAACUCCCCACCUUCCUCUUCCUGUCCCUCCUCCUCUUCUCAUUCCGCACCACCGUCGAGGAUGGCACCCGCCAUCUCACCUCCUUCAUCGAUCGAGAUGCUUCCCUCAAGGCGCUCCUAUCCCGUCUCGACCUCGCCGGCUCCCAAGCCUCCCGUCGCCAUGGCCUUUCUUCCCCCGAUGAAUCCCCCGCCGCUCUACGCCGUCGCCGCCGCCGCCCCUUCCUUCACCUCACUCGCAUCGGUACCCUUGACGAGGACUUCUUCUCCGGCAAUGAAGAAGAGGAUCGUUCCACCUUCGGCUUCAACAGCAAGCCACCAGUCAAUGGUACCCUUGUCUUUUUCAACAAUUUCAGCCCCAGAUUAGGGUCUUCGAGUCCCGUAAUUGACAACGGGAUCAACAUCCCCGAGAUCGUCCGCACCGGAAUUAGUUUCCGAGCUGAGAGCUUGUAUCUUUCCUCCGAAGAUGACAAACGCGACGACCACAAAGAUGAGCAAGGGGAAAGCUCGGAGGAAGUUCAAGACUUGGACAGAAUCGUGGAUUUCCAUUUCCUUAUCAGAGGACUAGAGCUUGGUCGGCGCGACGCCGCAACGCUGCUCUUCCUUGUGAGUUUUCUAUCCGCCGCCUAUGGUUGGGUGAUUCUAGGGUUUCUCGUUUCGUAUUCAUUGGUAUUAGGCAUUGUUUUUAUUACUGUUGCGAAUGAUCUGUUAGGGAGGUUCAGUUCGUUUUUCGGUACAAUGUGGGAGGGUUCGAGAUUGGGCCUCAAGAGGCUUUCAGGGUUUAUUUUGAUGAGAUGGGCGGUGAGAGAUGCACUAACUCAACUCUUAGGGUUGUGGUAUUUCGGCGAAAUCGAAGAUCAGUACUCGUUUUUUAAGCUUUUUGUGAGGUUGAAAUUGAUGCCAUUUUCGAUCAUGUCUCCAUGGAUCAGUGGUUAUGAGAAGGAGAUUUCAGGGUUUUUGUUUACGUGGUUUUUGGCCGAUACGAUUGUGGCGUUUAUUUUUUCUGUGGAUGCUUGGGUUGCCAUAGUAGACUCAAGGAGGACCGGGAGGGAGAUAAUGAAGGAAGGUUGUUAUCUGAUAUCGACAAUGUUGAACCAGGCUAUCCAGAUUAAGUGUUUGGAAGCUAUCUUUUGUGGCUCAUUUGUAAGAUGGGUUCUUGCUCGAGUCUGUGGGAGGGUCUUUGCAAUGGUGUUUCAGUCAGCUGUGGAGGUUUAUUUCAUGGUGGCUUGGCUCAUAUUUUACUUUGCUGUAAGGUGUAAGGAUUCUAGCUUGCAGGGUAGGAGGUUUGGGAGGAGAGAAUUGGAGGGUUUGGUUGACAGCCUAAGAUGAUUCUCUGUGGUGAUCAGGAAGUACUUGUGCUGUUAUAUUACAGAGCAUUUGUGUCUGUGAUCAUUUUCUAUUUAACUUCUUCAAAUGAGUCGAGACAGCCUCUGCGUACGACUUAAAUCCAUAUAUAGCCUGCAGAUACUUCUAAGCCCAGCCUGAAACGUGGGUUUACCCUUUAAAUAAAGCAGUUGACCAUCUCCCUCAAGUCUAGUAUCUCCCUUUUGAGGCUUUUGCUAUCUAAGGUGAUUUGCUCUGCACCAUGACCACUGAGUUGAGCGCCCCCCGCCCUUGUUGCGUAAGUGUUGUUGGUUGGUAGUGUGUCUGACCAAAGUGUCUGUCAUGCCUCUACAACGGUAACACCAUGCCUUUGUGAAUUGUCCAGAUUGCCCUUCGUGCCCUUCGUGACUGCCCAUCUCUUCUUAGUGCUUCCUCCGGCCUACAAUGGACUCCUCUAAUGGCAGAGCUAGUGCAUGGAGUCAAGACAGCCUCCGCGUAUGACUUAAGCAAGCCUUUUUCCGAGUCCUGUUGGAUGUUUCCAGCCCCUUAUGAUAAAUUCUUCCCAGAUUUUCUUACGCUUUCAUGCACCUCGUGGAUCUCCAUAGCCAUUUUUUUUCCAACCCUUCCCUUCCACUUCUUCAGGGAUUAUGAUGUGGCUUCUUCUUCCACCCCCUCUAUAUCCCACUAGAAUCAGGAAUCUUCCAUAAGCAUUAUAACAUUUAUGUGCGAUGAAAGCACUGCUGCUUACAGGGUAGAUUUUGUAAAAUUCCUUUUUCCCAUUUGAGCAAGCACACUCCUCCAACAUCUGCACAAGCCAUGUCACUGCCAAGAAGAACAAGCUCUUUCACCACCUUUCUACCUCACUCUACAAUAUGCACCGAUCGACUACCUUCCACAGAGAGCUUAAAAACCUUAGUUUCAAUAAGGACCAGUUUUGAGUAACCCAUCUUUAAUUUUAAUGGAAAAUACUGAAGAAGAUGAUGAUCAACGAGAGACCUUCAUUGCAAAUCACAGAAAAUGAAAAGACACAAACCCAAUCUGUUUGGGUAAACACAGAUCUCAAGAUACAUUAUUACCUGUUAUCUUUUUUUUUUUUUUUUGAGAAGUAAUUAUCUGUUAUCUAUUUUAGCAUUAGGCAAUUGCAAUUUUAGUACUUUCAAGUCUUUAGGAAACAUUUUUGGAUUAAUUCCCGAGAUACCCAUUUAUCAAAAUAAAUAAAUAAACUCCCUGGAUAGCUGGAGUGGAGAUAAUUUAUACUGAGGUGAGUUAUGUAGGAGACUUGAGUGGUAGAGAAGUUAUAAGCUUUGAGUUCCAGAGUUUCAAUUAUGCUUUUCUCUUAAAAGUUAAAACUCUAUGAUAUUUUGGAAAAUAUAUUUUAGAAGUUUUGGAGUAAAUUCCACAACAAAGGAGACAAAAAAAAUUACAAAAGUUACUUUGUGUAGCUUUAGAAUCAACAAUAUCUUGUGUGAAGGGACUUGUUAAAAAACAAUUAUCGUGUGACGAGUAUCAGUAAGUUCCUUGAUAAUCCUGUAUCAGAUCCAGUAUUUAUUGUUUAGACCAACAGAAAUCUGAUGGUUGCCUACCUAAGGUGUAGCUAUUAAGGUAGGAAUGUUUUAUAUGUGCUAAGAGUUGCUAAUGGAGUUAUGAAUGACUACAAUAAACUUGCUCAAGAAGCAUGGUUCUGAAUACUUAAAUAAAAACAAAUAGAUGAUCUUAUAGAGGUUUGUAGGAUCAUGUGUUAUCAGGGAAAGAUCAUGGUGCUAGGUUGGGACAAUGACUUAACGUUGUUCGGUUUUAAGCAUUUUUCCAAUUUCUAUUUUUGGUGGAUCUUUUAUCAUGUUGGAGAGGAAAUUUUGCUAUCCCUAAUAAGGAUAUUUUACGGAAGUUGAUCCCGCAUGCUUAAUGUGGUGCUCAUGGAGAUAAAUGAACGAUUGGAACUUUGAGAAUUGCGAGAAGACAGUGCCAGAAGUGGUCUUUGUUUUGGAACAUUAUUCCAAUGGAUGGCUGCUCAACUUUGUUUCUUGAUAGCUUUAGGGAUUUUUUGAUUGCUUUAGGGAUUUUCUUUAAUGUUCUCGUUUUCAAAUUAGAUGUUUAUCUUGUAUACUUCCUCUGUACAUCGAUAACGCUCUUUAUGGUUCUCUUUUUCAAA
Messenger RNA from Carya illinoinensis, 3632 nucleotides. RefSeq lists its product as uncharacterized. The transcript is spliced from 2 exons. The coding region runs from base 86 to 1489 and encodes 467 amino acids. Lineage: Eukaryota; Viridiplantae; Streptophyta; Magnoliopsida; Fagales; Juglandaceae. The record is from RefSeq and is a predicted model, not a curated record.